AUGAGGACCCAUAAUAAUCCCUUCUCGUUGCCGACCUUGUACGAAGCUUUAGAACGUCUCCGUCUCUCAGAAGAAAGCUCAGCUGGUUCUAUUCCUCCUCCUCCUCCUCCUGCUAUCUCCCCACGUGCCUCCACAUCAGACGCGCACUUAAUCAAACUAUUCAACCUAAUGACUAGCGAGGAAUAUGUGUCCGAGUUUAGAGAGAUUAUCUCAAAGACAACUAGCCGAGAACAUCUUCUGAAGAUUGUUUCGUUGCUGACGUCAGACUCCGAUUAUUUCUUGGAGAUUGUCAGAAACAUGUACGGUUCGAUACACGUGCAAAAGCUCCUCGGAAUGUCUGAUGACAUGGAUGCGUUAUUAUACGCCGCUAUCUUGCACCGGUUAUACGACAUCAUGACCGAUAAGUACGCAUCCUACGUGGCCAUUCGAGCUAUGCUAGUUUUGGACACGAUGGAGAAAUUUAUCAUGUACGAUCACGUACUCUACUACGCGCCCGACAUAGCGCGUGAUCAGUACGGAUGCAUCGCCCUAAACGUGGUUAUAACCGAUGUGGAUGAUUCUCACUACAGAAAGCUUCUACUAGACUUCGUGUCACGCAACGCUCUCUGCCUAAGUAACCAUCCUUCAGGGAACUUUGUGGUUCAACACGUGCUUAAGCUGUAUGAUUCACGUUGCACGUAUAACAUUGCGUUUAGUCUUCUUGGCCAUUGCGUUGAUCUGUCGUUUAAGAAGUAUGGAAGCUACAUUGUGGAGAAGCUUCUAGAUGCUGAGGAGUCGAUGGAUGUGGUGGUGAUGGAGCUUUUGGAGUGCGAUGAAGACAGGUUGAUGAGGCUGGCGAGGAAUGGGUUUGGGAAUUUCGUGGUGUUCAAGGCACUCAGAGUCACGCAGGAGAUUAAUAGAUUCGAUCUGUUUAGUGGUUUGGUGCAGAAGCUGAUGCCUCUUCGCCACCUUUUGGUUAGGUCUUACGGAAGCAACAUUGCAAAACUCUUGGAGUCAUGUUCUAUAACACUACAAGAUGGUAAAGAAGUUUAUCCUUCAAGUUUUAUAUAA
This is a messenger RNA of Eruca vesicaria subsp. sativa (arugula), 1050 nucleotides long. The record is from the annotation of a GenBank genome assembly. NCBI's taxonomy places the organism in Eukaryota, Viridiplantae, Streptophyta, Magnoliopsida, Brassicales, Brassicaceae.